Messenger RNA from Truncatella angustata, 3531 nucleotides. RefSeq lists its product as uncharacterized. Gene Ontology annotation, biological process: phosphorelay signal transduction system; protein autophosphorylation. Lineage: Eukaryota; Fungi; Ascomycota; Sordariomycetes; Amphisphaeriales; Sporocadaceae. The record is from RefSeq and is a predicted model, not a curated record. The coding region runs from base 1 to 3531 and encodes 1176 amino acids. Gene Ontology annotation, molecular function: phosphorelay sensor kinase activity; histidine phosphotransfer kinase activity. The transcript is spliced from 2 exons.
AUGAGGGUUGCGAUUCGGGAGCAGCUAGCAGCAUUGGUACUGCUAGCUGUUCUAGUUUCGCUCGCUAUCCUGUCGAUCCCGACCUGGGUUUAUGUCAAUAAAUUCGUCGUUGGCGUCGAGAUCAAUGCUCUGACCCUUGCGGCCUCAUUGAAGGCGAGCUCCGUUGCCGCUGAAAUCGAGCUACUACAGACGACUACCAAGACGAUAGCGACGCGACUUCUUAUCCAGGCCGCCCUGAGAACAUUUUACGCUGGAAACACGUCAAGCGCGAACUGGAACAACGCUAUGAUUGAUGUCCAAAGCGCUCUGAAUGCUGCUAGCGAUGGCUCAGCCAAUCUACUACAAGCCAAAUUGUUCUCUAGAAACACCACUGGAGAGCCGCAUGGCCUGCUCAACGUCACAGUCACAGAUUACGGCGAAAUACUGUUGCCAUACCUGGAUCCCAAUGGCUCGCCAGUGUAUCUGGGCGACACUGAGUACGGUUAUCCGUCCGGCCUCUUCCCAAAUAUAACCUACUACAACUCCACUACUCCAGAUCCUCUUGUCAACGGUUCAACGUUGCAAGUUGCCCGUCCAUGGCCCGAUAUCAGGAUCGACACGGCCUCUAAUGGACUAAUCCUCGGCCCUUUGGUAGUCAAUUCGAGCUACGCUUUGGUAUCCCUAACGGUUCCCCUCAGGGACAAUGAGAAUGUCGGUGCUAUCCUAGGCUACCUGACCAUGGUAUCCGAGUGCGCUGCUCUGGUUAAUAUCGUUCAAUCGCGUGAAGGUCUCGGCAAUAGCGGCUCUCUCCUAGUCAUCGGACCUGAUACCGGUUGGAACAGGUUCAGUAAGUACAAUCAGCCAGCGAAUAGUACCAACAAUGCGGCUGCCAAUUUCUCCGACGUGUCCGUCAAGUUCAUACUCCCACCUGAGCCUGUUUCGGGUUACGCUUCCAGGCACACUGAACACAGCGUACGAGACGGUUCUUGGUCCACGUCGUUUGCAGUCAAGAGCUAUCCUGCUGUUUUGUCGGCCUUUACGAACCGUAACGUCGCUACUAACAAUGCCAGUAGUUUGUUGUCAACCACAAAUGAGCAGGGCGUUAAGGUGGCUGUCGGGUGGGCUCGCCCGCAAACAGCUCUCGUGAACUGGACUUUGGUUGUGGAGCAGGAAGAAAGCGAGGCAUACACUCCCAUCCACACCUUACGAAACAUAAUCUUGGGCUGUGUUUUUGGCACCGUUGGGGUGGUCGCACUUCUGAUUGUACCUUGUGCGCAUUUCAGCGUGCAGCCAAUUCGCAAGCUCAAGGCCGCUACAGAAAAAUCGGUGGCGCCUCCUGGUUACGAUUACAUGGACGAUUUAGACGGCGACGACGAUCUAGAUCCGGAUCAUCCUGCUUCUACUGGUAUUUCUACCAGGUCAGAGAAAGGUUGGCUUCUCAGUCUAAAGAGGACAAUCCGGGGCAAAAGGAGGCCCCCGCCUUCAGAACAUGACAGCGAUCCAAGACGACGGGUCUUCAAAAUUCCAGGCCGUGUUAGGGACAGAAAGCAUUACGUAACGGAUGAGUUGACGGAGCUUACUGACGUCUUCAACGAAAUGGGGGACGAAUUGCUCAAGCAGUACGGCUCUCUAGAACAGAAGGUCGCCGAGAGAACCAGCGAACUCGAAAUCAGUAAAAAGGCUGCCGAAGCAGCUAACGAGAGCAAAACGUUGUUCAUAGCCAACAUCUCCCAUGAGCUGAAGACCCCGCUCAAUGGAAUUCUUGGUAUGUGUGCUGUUUGUAUGGAAGAGGACGACAUCUUCAGAAUCAAACAGUCAUUGAAAACUCUGUACAAGUCAGGUGACUUGCUAUUGCAUCUUCUGGAGGAUCUGCUUAGCUUCUCCAAGAAUCAGAUCGGACAGCAAUUAAGUUUGGAAGAAAGGGAAUUCCGUUUGGGCGAUAUCCGAUCACAAGUGUUGAGUAUUUUCGACAAGCAAGUUCGUGAAGGAAAGAUUGAUUUCAGCGUCACGUUCCUCAGCACUGAUUUGGACCCAGGCAGAAGUCCUGAACGGGAGAGUAUGGAGAUUACGGAUCCUAGGUUACCCGCCAUGGGCCCGCAAGGUGUCGGUAGAUUGAAGGAUAUGUGUCUUUGGGGCGAUCAACACAGAAUCCUGCAGGUUAUGAUAAAUCUUGUCAGCAACAGUCUUAAAUUCACGCCUCCAGGUGGCAAGGUGUCCGUCCGAAUACGAUGUCUUGGUGAGGUCGAACAACGCACCGACGAAAGCCGAAGCUCUUCGUUCUCUCGUAACUCCAACCGUCCAGGGCGCACUCGCCACCGGAUGGGGUCUGGUUCCAACCGCUCGAAUCACUCAAAUAGCUCCAAGGGGACAAAUACGCCUCAACCAUAUAACAAGGGUGGUACAGCCUUGUCGAUCAACCCAAUGGAUCCGAAAGCCACACCUCAUGUUCAUAUACGUGAGAGAUCACCAACACCACCACCACCUGGUGCAAAAUCUUACAUGUUUGAGAUCGAGGUGGAGGAUACGGGCCCUGGUAUCCCUGAGCACAUGCAACAACGUGUCUUUGAGCCCUUUGUCCAGGGUGAUCUAGGUCUAAGCAAGAAGUUUGGCGGUACCGGACUUGGUCUCAGUAUCUGCCAUCAACUGGCAAGCUUGAUGGGCGGCUCAAUUUCACUCAAGAGUACAGUUAAUUUGGGCACGACGUUCACAGUGCACGUCCCUCUAAAGUAUACAAGAGAGAGAGCGUCUAGUACUGCCUCGAGCAGUGUCAAAUCAAGAACACCCAGCGUGGUAUCCGCUGGGGAGGGCGAACACCGGAACUCCAUCCCGGGCAGCGCGACGGCCGAGGCCAAGGCUGCGGUCUUAGACCAGCAACCUCGACUUAUUGGGCUUAGUGCACCAUUCUUUGCCGCAAGUCCUGGUGCUGCACCAAGGCCGACAACUAAAGAAGAUCAGUUGAAGGCGAUCAACCGAGCGAUGGCGGCCAAAGCUGGCGGUAAACUCCGUGUCCUUGUCGCCGACGACAAUUCAGUCAAUGUCGAAGUCGUGAGCAAAUUGCUCAAACUCGAAUCCAUCUAUGAUGUUACCAUUGCCAAGGACGGCCAGGAAGCUUAUGAUCUAGUCAAAGCGAAUAUGGAGAAGGAUCUCAGGUUUGACGUCAUAUUCAUGGACAUCCAAAUGCCCAAUCUAGAUGGACUCCAGAGUACUCGACUGAUCCGAGAAAUGGGAUACGAAGCGCCAAUCGUUGCCCUCACCGCGUUCUCAGAAGAAAGCAAUGUCAAAGAAUGUAUGGAAUCAGGCAUGGACGAGUUUCUCGCGAAGCCUAUUCGCCGACCAGCGUUGAAGCGGGUCUUGAAGAGAUUCGCGACCAUCCCGGAAGAGCCCGAGGUCGCUUCGAUCCAUACAAAGACUACAUCGGAGAAGACAUCGCCUACCGCGGCGACACACGCCUCUAGCAAUGAAGCAGCAUCCAAGCAGCCUGCGGUGACCCACAGCGAAGUCACAGCAAUCAACGGCCAUACCACACCACCCUCAAACAAUGUCAAUAGCUAA